Eruca vesicaria subsp. sativa (arugula) is the source of this 1596-nucleotide messenger RNA. The record is from the annotation of a GenBank genome assembly. NCBI's taxonomy places the organism in Eukaryota, Viridiplantae, Streptophyta, Magnoliopsida, Brassicales, Brassicaceae.
UCUCUCUCUCUCUCUUUAAUCGCACGCUGUGCCCCAACACAAUACACUCACUGCACUUCCACCUUUGAAAGAUCGAUCAAUCUCUAUCGACAGCAAAAGCUUUUCUUACAACAAAACUGUUUUUUUUUUCUUUUGUCAAAUUAAUAUCUCUUUAGAAUCCCUACGAUUUACAUUGCCUAUCACUCGCACGUCGGAGAUCCCAUCUGCCCCCUUUACUGCCUCUCCGUUUGCGAGUCAAUUUGUGAUCUUUUCUCGAAAGCAUUCUGAGGAAGUGAGUCAAUUUGAAAAGGCUUUGAGAAAGAAGGGGGCAGUUUUCAUUUAGAUGACAAGUGUUGUGCUGCUAGGUUUUAUCGCGUGAUAUCAAACGACAAGAGUGGUUAUGGAAGUGCAGAUUCAUAUACUUGAGCAAGAAGCUUAUUGUGCUGUGUUAAGGGCUUUUAAAGCUCAGUCUGAUGCAAUCUCUUGGGAAAAAGAGAGCAUGAUAACAGAGCUACGUAAAGAACUGAGAGUAUCUGAUGAUGAACACCGAGAACUGUUGAGCAGUGUCCAUAAUGACGACAUUAUCAAAACGAUAAGGGACUGGAGACAGGGAGGUGGAAACCAAGUUGUUAGGCACGCAAAUAAUCAGUCCCUCGAUGUUCUUCCUAGUCCAGCUUUCUCAGCUUCUCGGAAGAAGCAGAAGACGUUCCAAUCUUAUCCAUCGAUUGGUUCUACUAGGAGUAGGUCAUUCAGUAACCAUGUAGUAGUGUCUGGUGCCGUAUCAGCUAAUGAACCUGCGGAAGCUCUUAUUGGAAGAAAAGUGUGGACUAAAUGGCCUGAAGACAACAGCUUUUAUGAAGCAGUAGUUACACAAUACAAUGCAGUUGAGGGUCGCCAUGCGUUGGUGUAUGACAUAAACACAACGAAUGAAACAUGGGAAUGGGUUGAUCUUAAGGAGAUUCCACCGCAAGAUAUAAAAUGGGGUGGAGAGGAGAAUGGGGCAGCUUUACAUGGCGGUGGAAUGACUCAUGGGAGUAGAAGAACGUUAAGCAAUGGUGGUCUAGGGAGAGUUCCACUAACUCAGCCAAGAAGAGACCAUCUAGUAGUAGCACAAAAUGGUGGUAGGAGGAAAUUUUUCGAUGAGAUCGAACUGUUCAACACAGACUCACUUGUGAAAGAGGUGGAGAGAGUUUUUGAUUCUAACCUUCCUGACCCGCACGAGCUUGACAAGGCCAAAAAGCUACUCAAGGAACAUGAACAGGCGCUUAUAUCUGCUAUUGCAAGGCUUGCGGAUGCUUCUGAUUUCGAAAGCGAUGGAGAAGAAGAGUAUAUGCAUGAGGUUCCAAUGCAUGAGGGAUAACAGUGUAUAAGGAAAGAGAUUCACCCAUCAACCAACCUUUAGCACAUUGACCUGCAAAAUCUACGAUGAAGUUUCUGCAAAGAUGAAAACAUUUAGUAUGUGGUUUCAAAAUGUAAUGAAAAUAAAUCGUUAGCAAUUCUUUUUGUAAAAACACAUUAAUUCUUUUCUCAAAUUUCUUAAUAAUUAAUUUGUGUGACAAUCAGGCCUAGUCAUCAAGGUUUGGCCUCUAUGUUUUAUCUUGGUUGUUGAUAAAUUUU